AUGACAGUCCAGACAGAAAAGAUCGAUGCCGAAGCACAGAAAGAUUCAACUUUGACCUCUUCACCUCCCAAUGAUAGCAUAGCAGAAAGCACUAGCAGGGAACCGAAACUCAACAUGGAUGCCAAACCAUCUUUAACAAUUAGUGAAGAUGCCCUCAACCCAAACGAGGUGGAUUGGGAGGGACCUGACGACCCCGAGAACCCGCGUAACUGGCCUGUAUGGCGACGAAGUUUGAUUUUUGCCACAAUUAUGUCGAUUGUUUUUUCAACAUCUCUGGCAUCCUCCGCUAUAGCACCCGCUGUUCCCCAGCUCAUGAGAGAAUUUAAUUCAGACAACGAUCAAGCUGGAACGCUUGUAGUCACAAUUGAACUUAUGGGUACUGCUGUGGGUCCAUUGAUCAUGGCGCCCAUGUCCGAGCUAUUUGGUCGCCGACACAUCUAUAACAUUGCCAAUGUAGGAUUUUGUGCAUUUUCCUUGGGAUGCGGCCUAACACGAAACAUGGGCGCACUCAUCGCACUUCGCUUUCUACAAGGAUGUGCUGCUUCCUGUUCGAUCAAUAAUGGGGGAGGUACCAUCGGAGACAUUGUGCCAACGCAUCGACGCGGUGCGGCUAUGUCGCUAUUUUCGACGGGCUUCCUAUUUGGGCCUGUUAUCGGCCCUAUUGCCGGAAGUUAUUUGGCAGCCGCGGCCGGCUGGCGUUGGGUAUUUUGGCUCCUGAUGAUGCUGGCAAGCAAUGGAACCCUCGGUGCAAUUUGUGCCAUUGUUGGGCAGGAAACAUACGCGCCAGUACUUCUGCAACGAAAAGCCAGAAAGCUUCGAAAAUCGACUGGGAAUCCCAAUUUAUACCCGAAAGGCCAAUGUGACAUACCCGUGCUUGAAUUGUACCGCCGGUCCAUCGCCCGUCCACUUAAGAUGUUUUUCUUGUGCCCUCUAAUCACUGGUUUGUCCCUUUACAUUGCCGUUGUGUAUGGAUUCACCUACCUGCUCUUCUCGACAUUCUCUGUGGUCUUUGAGGAUCAAUAUCAUUAUAGCGCGGGCAACCUCGGUCUAGCAUACUUGGGAUUGGCCGGGGAAUGCUGCUUUCAAUCACUAUUGCCAGUAUUAUCAGUGACCGGACAUUUGUAUCGUCUGGAAAGUCUGAUAUAUGGCGCCAUUGCGAUUCCUAUCGGGUUCUUUUUUUAUGGCUGGACCGCUUACUACAAGGUCCAUAGUGCUGUUCCAAUCGUUGCGACGGCCUUCGUUGGAUUUGGAGUCAUGUUCACCUUCAUUCCCACACAAGUAUAUAUGGUUGACGCGUACACAAAAUAUUCUGCUAGUGCAAUUGCCGCAAGCAGUAUACUCAGAAGCCUUGCAGGUGCUUUGCUUCCACUUGCCGGUGUUCCUAUAUAUGACAGGCUUGGACUCGGUUGGGGAAACUCAGUCCUAGGUUUUGUUGUAUUGGUACUGGGAUGUCUGCCAUUGCUGUUCCGCAAAGUUGGGGAGGACUGGCGGCUGAGAUUUUCCGUUGAUUUUGAUUGA
This is a messenger RNA of Penicillium cosmopolitanum, 1518 nucleotides long. RefSeq names its product MFS transporter. Gene Ontology annotation, molecular function: transmembrane transporter activity. Gene Ontology annotation, biological process: transmembrane transport. The transcript is spliced from 7 exons. Gene Ontology annotation, cellular component: membrane. The record is from RefSeq and is a predicted model, not a curated record. NCBI's taxonomy places the organism in Eukaryota, Fungi, Ascomycota, Eurotiomycetes, Eurotiales, Aspergillaceae. Bases 1 to 1518 code for a protein of 505 amino acids.